Messenger RNA from Cataglyphis hispanica, 1325 nucleotides. RefSeq names its product DNA polymerase beta-like. Gene Ontology annotation, biological process: double-strand break repair via nonhomologous end joining. The record is from RefSeq and is a predicted model, not a curated record. Gene Ontology annotation, molecular function: DNA-directed DNA polymerase activity; DNA binding. Lineage: Eukaryota; Metazoa; Arthropoda; Insecta; Hymenoptera; Formicidae. The transcript is spliced from 6 exons. Gene Ontology annotation, cellular component: nucleus. The coding region runs from base 164 to 1177 and encodes 337 amino acids.
AUUCCGAUGCAGACAUUUGCUUUGUGAAAGCUCUUCCAACAGUUAAAUAUUUUUCUGUUUUCAAAAUAGACCUUGAAGUCUUAUUCGGCACAACAAUAUUUUAUAAAAUUAAAAAGUGAAUCAAUUAUUUUUUUGAAAUUUGCUUUGCAUUUUCUCUUACAUAAUGGGUAAAAGAAAAGCUACGAACAAUACAAAUAAUUCUAAUCAAGAUUUGUGCGAUUUUUUGUUGGAACUAGCAGAUUUUGAACGUAAUGUCAGUAAGAAUGUUUACAAAUACAACGCAUAUCGUAAAGCAGCUGGGACAUUAAGCACAUUACCAGAGAGAGUUAAGAGCGGGGACGAAGCAAAAAAAUUACCUGGUAUAGGAGUAAAAAUCGCAAAGAAGAUAGAUGAAUUUCUUCAAACUGGAAAGCUGCAAAAACUUGAAGAUAUUAAAAAAGAUGAAAAUAAUGUUGCUAUCAGUUUAUUGGCUCGAAUAUCUGGCAUAGGUCCUGCUAAGGCCAAAGAAUUAGUAGAUGCUGGUAUCAAAACAUUGGAAGACCUUAAGAAACAUCAAAACAAGCUCACACAUCAUCAAAAGCUGGGAUUGAAAUAUUUUGAUGACUUUGAGAAGAAAAUACCCAGAGCAGAAAUUGUACAAAUAGAGAGUAUACUAAAAGAUGCUAUCAAAGAAUUAAAUCGUGAUUAUCUUGUAACUAUUUGUGGAAGUUAUAGAAGAGGCAAAGAAGAAAGUGGAGAUAUUGAUGUUCUCAUAACACAUCCUGAUUACACAUCAAAAAUAAAAGAUGUGAAAAAGAAAACUAUAUCAUUGAAAACAAUUGUUGAAUAUCUUGAAAAGAAAAAAUUGAUUAUAGAUACAAUAUCUCUUGGAUCCAGUAAAUUCAUGGGAGUGUGUCAAUUACCGGAGAAUAAACAUAAACCUUUUAGAAGAUUGGACAUACGAUUGACAUUUUAUGAUCAAUAUUAUUGUGCCAUAUUGUAUUUCACAGGAAGUGAUUUAUUCAACCAAAAUAUGAGAGCACAUGCAUUAGAGAAAAAAUACACGUUGAAUGAAUACGCACUCAAGCCUCUUACAAUUGAAGGUUGUCCAGGAGAACCUGAAAAAAUUACAUGUGAAGAAGAUAUUUUUAAGAUCUUAGGUUUGCCCUAUAAGGAUCCAAAAGACAGAAAUGUAUAAAUGAUAAGAUAUUCCUAUAAGGAUAAUAAUGUAUUAUUGCACAAAUUAUUUGCUGUAUCAUUUGUUUCAUAUAUUAUUUAUACUGUAUAAUUCAACAUUUAUUGUAAAUAAUGAUAUAAUAAUUUAAUUCUUUAUGAAAAUUAUUGUU